Molecule: messenger RNA, 639 nt
Organism: Closterium sp. Naga37s-1
Lineage: Eukaryota; Viridiplantae; Streptophyta; Zygnematophyceae; Desmidiales; Closteriaceae
Source: the annotation of a GenBank genome assembly
AUGAAGGAGAGCAGCAAUGCAUCACUCCCUCAUCAUGCUCGCUUCACCCUCUACACUUGGACCCUCUCUCCCUCCACCGCCCGCACACCUCUCUCACUACUGUGCCCGCUUUCUCUCUCCCCUCUUCUCUCCCCUGCGCUGUGCCCACGGCCAUGGCAGGUGCACUUCAAGUGCGCAGCGGACGUGGCGGUGCUGGCGGUGGACGAACCCAACCGCUGCGAGUCAGUCACCCCUCUCGCCCUCCCUUUUCCCACUCCCCGCUCUCACACUCCUUCAUCCACUCCAACUCCCCUCUACUCGCUUGCCUUCACUCACUUCCCUUCACUCAAAUCUCUCUGCUCGGUUUCUUCCACUAUCUCCCUCACUUUUCUUGGGUGCCCCCCUCACGCCUCUCCCCUUACCAACUCGCCCUGCCCUCACACACGGAACCUACUCCAUGCCGUGGACGCUUGCAUGAUCGGAGCCACAGAAUUAGUGCAUGGGAAACGAGUGUGUGUUUUCCCAAACUUUUAUUCGGACCAUAGGUACGCGGCCACCAUGACCACGCCGUCAGUGUGCACGGAAGAAAAAGCCAAGGAGUUGGAGCAGCAGCUGGAGGCCAUGCUGACGGACAUCCACCCCACGCAUGAUGAGCUCUGA